AUGGGCAGUCAAUUAACGUGUCAGUUGUUCUAUGAUGGGCAUCAACAGUUAGCAGUGAACCUGGCCUCCGUGGUGAAGGCCCAUCCAGCAUGCCCGCCAUCAGAUAGACUUCUCAAGGUCCUCAAACUUGGACUGAAAGCAGAAGAAGAUGAGACAGGGGAAAAGACGUUCAAAAGUGAAUACAUCACCCCCGGGGCAGGAAUAGAUCUGGAGUUUGAAACUGAUGUUCAGACAAUAUCUCCGGAAGCAGCUCUUUAUGAAACAUGCUAUGUGACAGCCCACAAAAGUGCAUGCAGAGUGGGUGUCUUCCAUCCAAGUGGUCAGUUAAUUGCCACAGGAUCAGAUGAUACCUCAAUUAAGAUCUUGGAUGUGGAGAGAAUGUUAGCCAAAAGUGCCACACCCCCUGAAGUGAUUGCGCAAGAGACUCCGCAACAAGCCAUGGAAAAUCAUCCUGUCAUUAGAACAUUAUAUGAUCACAAUGGGGAAAUAACUACACUAGACUUUCAUCCUCAUCACCAGAUUCUGGCAUCUGGCAGCAAAGAUUUUAGUGUCAGAUUCUUCGAAUAUUCAAAACCUUCAGUGAAAAAAGCAUAUAAAAGUAUACAGGAGGCAGCAGAAGUAAGGACGUUAUCAUUUCAUCCUGGUGGAGACUUCAUUCUUGUUGGCACUAAUCAUCCUACAAUUCGGCUUUAUGAUGUGAACACGUUUCAGUGUUUUGUUGGAAGGAAUCCGAAUGAUCAACAUCAAGCUGCAGUCACAUGUGCAAAAUACAGUCCUAAUGCCAACCUGUACACAACAUGUGCUAAGGAUGGUCACAUCAAGAUCUGGGAUGCUGUGUCUGGUCUCUGUAUUAAUACAUUCAAGAAUGCUCAUGAUGGGGAAGAAGUGUGUUCAGUACAGUUUACACGAAAUUCUAAGUAUGUUUUAUCAAGUGGGAAAGACUCGCUAGUGAAGUUAUGGGAAUUGUCAACCAACAGAUGUUUGAUUGUUUAUACUGGAGCAGGGACCAUGGGGAAGCAGGAACACAGAACUAAAGCCUGUUUCAACCAUACAGAGGAUUAUGUGUUGUUUCCUGAUGAGAAAACUACAAGUCUGUGUUGCUGGGAUUCAAGAAACGCUGAGCGGCAAAGACUUCUUUCUCUUGGUCACAAUGGAAUUGUUCGGUGCAUCAAUCACUCGCCAACAGGACCAGCAUUUGUUACAUGUAGUGAUGACAAUCGUGCCCGCUUCUGGUACAGAAAGGCCGACUCAGACUGAUGGACAUGUCAUAUAGUUGUUUAAAUAAUACAAUAAAAGAAAGACAUUUAAUUUGAUGAAAUAACGAUAGGGCAGAAUGUAGCUGGCCUAGCCAUGAUUAAAACUUGGAUAAAAUCUUAAUACUUCAGCCAUGUUUAAGCCUAUUUGAUAUACAAACAUAUCUACUGGAUAUUUUUCAGGAUUAUUAACUGUUAAAGGUUUGUCAAACUUAAGCUUUGUUAUAUGUUUUUAACAUUGCUUUCAAAUACUCUGUGUAAAAUAAUGCUGGCCUUGGAAACAGUAUUGUGAAACAUUUGAGGCAAUGUAGAAUAUUGAAGAAUUACUGGUCUAACAUUUUAGUUUAAAUUUGCUCAUUGAGGGAAUAUGCUCUAUGAAAAUGUAAGGGAGUGAAAUUGGUAAGCUUUUGUUUGGUUAUAUGAAAUUAAUCAAUUCUGGAGGGUAAUUAGAUUUUGAAAAUUUCACAUCAUUUAUCUGACAGGUUUAUUAUAUUAAAUGUUUUUAAUUUAGAAAAAAAAAUCUGUUGUUUUCAUUGAAAAGUUCGAACAAUAUUAUUUCUGUAAAAUUUUGUUUACACAACUAGAUUGAAAGUAUUUUAUAUACAAUAUACUUGUUUAUCUAUUUCUGUAAUCAAAUAGUUUUCUGCAUUAGAAUCAAAUCCCUUUAUAAAUUUCUGCAGUAUGAAAACAUUUUCAGUGAUUUUUUUUCAGAUAUGAAUAAAGGUGUAUAAUUAUG
This is a messenger RNA of Mercenaria mercenaria, 1989 nucleotides long. RefSeq names its product cleavage stimulation factor subunit 1-like. The record is from RefSeq and is a predicted model, not a curated record. Gene Ontology annotation, biological process: mRNA 3'-end processing. Lineage: Eukaryota; Metazoa; Mollusca; Bivalvia; Venerida; Veneridae. Gene Ontology annotation, molecular function: RNA binding; protein binding. Gene Ontology annotation, cellular component: mRNA cleavage stimulating factor complex. Bases 1 to 1257 code for a protein of 418 amino acids. The transcript is spliced from 13 exons.